GCAAGCACUCAUGCGUCAAACGCUGGCAGAGGAGCCAGCGGUGCGGCAGCUUGGAGUGCCCGGUGGUGCUCAACGGGUGCUUUUGCCACAACGCGACGUGCAGCAGCCUCGCAGCCAACCGCAAGCUAAAAGACCCCGCUGGGUGCUCGGACGUCGAGGGCAGACAGCUCCUACCCGACCUGCUAAACAUGUCGACGCGCUCGUCAAGCCCGCCCAGGGGCAACCACUCGUCGCCUCGUGGCGGCCACCGCCACCAUCAGCACAAGGAGCCGGUGGCAUCUGCAGGCGCGGCGACCCGCGCGGGGAGCGCGGCAGAGAGAGGCUCGCCACGGUCGAGGCCAGGCUGGAAGCCAUGGAAGCCAGGCUGAAGAAGGCAGGGAUCUGAACGGGUCCUGUGCUGCGGAGCGUGGUUUAGUUAUGAGUCUCCGGCACGCGACAUCUGAAUGUCAGCUCUCCAUGGACUCGGCGCCUUCGUUCUUCGCCCCCUCUCUCAGCUUCCCAUGUCAGCGGGCACUUUCCCGCCCUCCCUGCCCAGUGCAUAUGCGCAAUCACGGGUGCCACGCCUUCCACCACCGUGGCAUGGGGAGAAUCAAACACUCCUCUUUGCAUUGAGCGACCAGAACUGAUAUAUGUGAUGGACGUUGCGGGUGCAUAGAGUGUGAGUGUGUGUGUGUGUUGGAGUCCCAACACAGGACUUCCAUCCAGACUGCCACGUCAACUGAGCUCCAGCUCACCGUAGGUGUGGUGGUGUUCAGAGUGUGGUGAGUCGAGAGAGAGAGAGAAGCGUGCGUGUGUGUGAGAGGCGUGCCCGCCGGUCACGACGGACGCCAGGAGACUAUGUGCGCUGCGCGCAUCUCCUGCGCACCUUGUCGUGGCGGGCAUCUCCCUCGCUGCUGUUUCUUUGUGCUCCCGCCCGGCCCUUCCCUGGACGUUGCGGGUGCAUAGAGUGUGAGUGUGUGUGUGUGUUGGAGUCCCAACACAGGACUUCCAUCCAGACUGCCACGUCAACUG
Messenger RNA from Emiliania huxleyi CCMP1516, 1011 nucleotides. RefSeq lists its product as hypothetical. The record is from RefSeq and is a predicted model, not a curated record. NCBI's taxonomy places the organism in Eukaryota, Haptophyta, Isochrysidales, Noelaerhabdaceae. The transcript has a single exon. The coding region runs from base 444 to 626 and encodes 60 amino acids.